AGUAAACAAAAAUAACGAACUUUUGCAUUUCAAUGCGCCUUUUUCGUGCACUUUUUGUGAUAAUUUACGCCUAGAUCGCGGAAUUGCGAGUGGAAAGUGACGAAGGAUGGAGUCUCCUGCCACAUACGGACCAGAUGAGUCAAGUCAUCAUUCAACGUACUUUACGCCACAACAAAUUGACCAGAGCAACGUCACACAAUCCAGUCGGGGAUCAAAAGACGACGACGAAAACAUCUGUUUCGACAGCAAAUUCGAUGUAACCGGUAGCACGGCACUCGCCGAAGAGGUAUGUACCAAGUCACGUGUCUGUGAAGAUGUUGUCCCGUGUUCGGUGAAUGGUAAUUGUGAGCAAACAGACGAAAACCAGACGCCGGCAAAAGAGUUUUGUUGCUGCCCGUACUCCGUGGUCCGUAGAAUGAGUGAACCGGAAACGGAAUAUUUGGAUUUUAAUCGAACGACGUGCAACGACUUUGACGAAAACUGCUUUUGUCACGAAAGUGACGACAUGUCGUCGUCGAUUUCGACGCAUAAGCCGCGGAAAAAUGUCGUUACGCGGAAUUACAGCACGAAACGACGCAUGAUCAAGAUUCGGAUCAAGACGAGUAGCAGCAAGGAAUGCAGCGUGGAUGGCGAAUCGACGGAAAAUGGCAUCAAAAUUUGCAUUUCGCCGCGUGAAAGAGACAUCCGCAAGAAAAAUGAGAACAAUAACCACGAAUAUGCCUUGAAUGAAACGUAUAGCAUCACAAGUAGUCGCAGGAUAUCGACCACAACGACGGCUUCGGAGGUAGAAUCGAGCGUCGAAACGGACUACGAGUUCCGAAAAAACCUGAAAAACGAAUUAAAACGAUCGCCGGCAGCAGUUAAAGUCCUUAAUUAUCUCGAAAGUUUGUCAGAAGCGCGAAAAAAGUCUCCGGAGCACGUUUCAAACAAGCGAAAAUCCGAAAAUAAUCGAAAAUCUGACAGGCAACGACGAUCAAAGACCCCCACGAAUCGCGCGCCAACCCCGCAAUCCAUCAAAAGUGCCGAAGACGAGGAAUUUCACGAUUGUCGAACAAUUUUCUCCGAAACGGACGCCACUUCUGACUACGAAGACACCACAGAUUCCUUCGAGACGUCGCAAGGCGAUGAAAAACCCGUGAAAAAAGACGCUCCCUUGAUCACGAUCACGCAAGAAAUGUCGGCGCAGAUGGUUGUGACCUCCAAAUUCGAGAUAAACAAGGAAAAGUUGAAGCGCAUGAACGAAAAACGCGAAAGUCGAGAGCGUCGUCAAAGCAAAGAAUCACGCGGGAGUCCCGAUAAAAUCAUCGAUGACAAUUUUUGCAACGAAAUUCUCGAUAAAAUGAACCAGUUGGGACUUGAACAGCGGAAUUUCAGCAAAAAACAGGAUUCUAGUCCGGAAUCGCAGCGACAAUCGAACGACGAUGACGACACGGAAUGCGAUGAAAAAUUGCCGUUCGAUACGACGCUGGAGACGUCAACUACAUCGACGCAUAGUUUGGGUCCGCAAAAGCCUCCGCGAACGUUCGCCUAUCGCCGAAGCCAAGAUAACGCCGAAAAAGUGCCAAAAUUGCCACGGGAGCUCCGCAUGAGCCUCGAAUCGCUCGACAUGUAUCUGUAUGAGGAGAUGAAGCAACUGAAAUUGUUCAAAUUCAAUCAAAGCAGAAAAUCUGUGAAUAAACCGCCGCAAAUGCAAGUGACGGAAAAUAAUUACGUCGUUGCCGGAUGGAAAGUCUCGUCUCCGCAAAGUGCCAAAAUCACCGAAGUGCCUCCUCAAUCUCCGCCAAAAAUCGUGAAAAACAACGAAAUCGGGUGGAAAACGCCCGUAAAUUCCCCGAAAAAAGUCUCUCCGGGCUGGAUUCAUUCGCAACAACCAGCAAUUCCCGAAGAAAUUGUCAAUAUGUUGCAUUAUUCCGACGACGAAGCGAAGAAACAGCGAAUUUUGUCGUCAAAUUCACGCGCAGAGCCACAACGACAGCACCCAAAAUAUCCGUGUAACAGUCCAAAGCAACAACUUGGACCAAAACUCGAUAUCGAUACAGUUGACGCGAUAACUGUUCACACGCCCAGCUCGUCAUCCAAUCAACGUUUCGAAGAUUUUGCCAACAAUCCACGUGCCCGAAGCACUCCGCGUCGCAAAGAACCACCAUCGCCCGCGAAAAAUCCGUCGCCGAAACGCAAAUCCGAUGGCGGUUUCGCGAAAAAGCUUGAACCGUAUUUCAAAUUUAAACGUACUAAGGAAAUUUGUAAGAAAUUUCUCGAAAUGGAACGCGGGACGUCCUCCAAUGCGACAACGGCAGAAGCAAAAUCAUCAAAUCCGCUGCCAUCGGUCGAAGCAUUCCUCGAAAAUGAGCGUCGUGCAAACGAAAUUUGCAAAAAAUGUUGCCGUGAAGUCAAUCCGAAGGAGCAGAAAUUCCACCAAAAGGCAUUUAGUCGCACAAAAUCGCUGUUUGUGGCAUCAAAACGUAAAAUUAACGCCUUUGGUCAUCAUGCGAAAAGUACCAAGCCAAAAAUUGAGGAAGUUUUGAGCGAUUCUGAUCCUUAUUGCACGCCCGAACGUGGAAAUACGCCUCAAAAGCCGCCCGAAACGCGUCAUUCCUGGCAUGCAAGUCAAUUCCCGGUCGUGCCAAAGCAUCGCAACGACACGAAAACCUUCAACUACAACGCCCCGUUGCCACAAUCGCCUCAGAGACCGUUGCUCGAUGUCACGCCGCCACGCAACAGUCCGUUACACAUGAAAAUAAAACUUUCCCCGAAGCGCCUGUUCGGCAUGAAUCGUUCGGAUGCUGCAACUUCGACACCCGCAUCGCCAAUUGUGCCGCGUCAAGGCGAUUACAAGUCGUUCGAAGACCAAGAACAGAAUUUAGCAGCUACAAUGGGCGAAAUUUUGUCCCAAUUGAGAAACAUCAUCGAAGGAGACAAAAAUUCUGAGAAGGAAAAUGUUGAAAAAACGAAGCACACUGACGUCGUUGAUGGUGCCGUCGCGCUCAAGCAGCAAAAUAGUCAGACAACAGCCACCACGGAGCCAGAUUACGCCGAAAUUUCACAACAAAUGCAAAUUCAGGUGCACGCGAAUCCCGAAACGCAUCAACGAAUCACGAAAAAGUCUCCGCCCACGUAUCGCAUCGAGCGCAACAACAACGAAUACAUCGUCGUAACGCACGAUCCAAACGCCAUUUACGCCACUGUCGUAAAAAAAGAUGUCAGCAAGUCGAUGUCUCACCUGCAGACAAGGACAGCAAAUGCAGGUACGGCAAAUUCGUCAUCGGCAUCGUCCACGCCAUGCAAACCCGUGCGUACCAAGAACAGUCGUCGUCGUAUAACGUUCCAAGCUACGGCCUCAAAUACGGGUGCAUUCCCGAAAAAUGCAUCAAAUGCAGCAGGUACGUGCUCCAGUGCACUCGAAAAACACCAAAAAAGUAACAGUUGCAGCUCGCUACACUCGAUGGCAGACAAAAAUAUCUCGAAAAAUCUCUUUGGCAGCGACCAGUGUUUGCGCAGGGAACGUUUUCCGCGCAAUUAUCGCCUUGUCCACGAGAAAUAUCAAAAACGCUCGGCCAAAUAUGAGCAGGAAAUCAAGGAAAUUGCGUAUGACACGAACAUCAUGGACCAAUAUCUCGACUCGUUGAACAAGAUUCUCAACAAAAAGCUCAUUGUCGACGACAAAAACAUCAAAAAGGCCACGGAAGACUUUCUCUCGAAGGAAAUUGACGUCGAUAAUCAUCAACGGGCCGCUGACGAGACGAUUUGCGCUGAAAAAGACGUUGAUAAGACGUGCAACGUCGAUGCGGAUCAUCUUUCAACCGGAGGCACAUACAAAUCUUUUGGGUUUCCGCGUCCCGAUGCGAAACGCGCAACCUCCGACGAUCUCCACGAGCAGUCCUUCAGCUUGAACUACAGCAGUGGCGACGUCGACAGUCACAACAACGAAGCUGGCUACGAUACCGUCGACUUCCAACGGUACAAAGAUCAAUUUUUGCAGACGAACGCCGUCGACGAAAUAAUUUGCGACGAAGCGGAAUUCGAUCAGUAUUUCAAUUCGGACGAGAAAGAACGCCAAGUCACAUCGCUAGAUGACACCCUGACAACGGAAUCGACAGCUCCCUCAGCUUCCAGCGGCAGCACGGGGCAAAUUUCGAGCGUUAAUGCGUCGCCAGCAAAAGCGCCCAAUCGUCGCGACAGUCUCUACAGCAGCUUCAAAAAGAGUCUGCGCACGUCAUUUCGUCGCGGACGCGACUUUAUCAAGCAGGAACAGGACAAACUUGUGCAUUUGUUCGACAAAAAUGCCGUGAUCGAUGGCAAAAAUGCAGUUCCCAAGCCAGCACGAAGCUUCGUCAACUUGGAUGAGUACAAAAAAUACUACAACGACCAAAAUGCGGAGCAAAUUUACCGAAAUUGGAGCGAAAAAUUGCAGGAAAGCGACUCAACGGAUCCGCACGAGAAACGAAUGCUCGAAUUAAUUAACACAAUUUCGUCGCAGCGACAAAUUAAGAAGCAACUGAGACACGCGCUCGAAAUUUGUCGUGUUUCGAAGGAGUUUGAUUGUUCGUCGGAGCUCGUGGAAGCCGAACGACUCUUGCUGGUGUCGAAUUUGAAGGAGGCAGCAGCGAAAAAGGAACUUAUGGAGAUGGAAAACAACGUUUAUGCGAAUGUCAAGCAAACGGGCAGCAACAAUAUUGGCAUGAUUGCGCUCAGUGACUUUGAAUUUCCGCUCAAAGAUGCUGCGAUGUACGACACACUUUACAACUACUUCUACAUUUGCGUGGCGACGUACAAGGAUCAAGUGAAAGCGAGUUACGCGAAGGAACGCGAAGGCAACAAAGUCUCGUUCCGCGGUUUUGACAUCAAAUUCUGGGAAGUUGAGCCAGAUUAUCAGAUAAAAAUUGAAGUUUUCGUGCUUUGUUUGCGGAAAAAUAAUCGUGGAGCGGAAAAUCGUCUCAAUUCGACAAAAAGUACGAUCAAGAUGUCGCCUCGUCGAUUCUUUGGAGUGGAAAAGUCGUCGGAAAAGUCUUCGCCCCAAAAGAAGCAAACAGAGUUUCUCGAAUUCUCGCAAUUUGCAUCGCAAGGCUUUUUGUUCAUAACUUCUUCGAGUUUCGUCUCGUACUCGGAGUCGCUAAUUCGACGUCAAAUCCCGGAUGCCAACAUCGACUUGCCUUACUACUCGUCGAGCAAUUUUCACCAAUAUUUGAAGAAAUCCGGCGAUCAUCACAUAAAUUGCAUCGAGGAUUAUCGCAGUUUCCGCAUGAAUCAGAUGAUUUACAACUCGCACAUGACUGGGCAGAUUGAGAUGGCGAUCAAAAGUGAAGUUGUCUUCGAUGGGAGUCAAAUUCAGGGCUUUCUCACAGUCGGCGAGUCCAUUAACGGGACAAUUACGUGGAAUCGAAGAUGGUGCAAAGUUGAUGGUCUUCAGUUGAAUUUUUGGAAUUAUCCGCAAGAAGCUGCUGACGGAAAGCCACCUGUGGAAGUUUUGGACAUCACAAAGUGCGAAAACGACGUAAUUUAUCAGGCUGAUCGAGCAAUUUGUCCUCGUCCGAGAGCGAUUGUCAUCGAGCAAGCCGAUUCCAGUACGACAACGGAUGCAAGACCGGGAUAUUAUUUUCUCGUGACGGACAACAAACAAGAACUCAAAGAUUGGCUGAGGGAAUUGAACAAAAUUUUGAGAUUUGUGCGCGAUUGGAAGUUGUGAAUAGUCGGAAAGUUGGAAACUUUUUUUUUAUUUCGUACAAAGCCAAGAAGAAAAAGCCAGUUUUAUACAGACAAAGUUUAUUUAUGACGUUAAGUAGGUUUAGUUUAGCAAAUAAAAUGAAGUCAAAACAAAAUUAAAUACUUAUUGUUAAAGAUCUCAAACAAUCGUUAAAUUUUUGGAACAUUUUCAAGGUGAAUAAUUUUUAUUUGAAGGUUUUUUAGUCAAAAAAGAUGGAU
This is a messenger RNA of Culicoides brevitarsis, 5919 nucleotides long. RefSeq lists its product as uncharacterized. NCBI's taxonomy places the organism in Eukaryota, Metazoa, Arthropoda, Insecta, Diptera, Ceratopogonidae. Gene Ontology annotation, biological process: actomyosin contractile ring assembly; septin ring organization; mitotic cytokinesis. The record is from RefSeq and is a predicted model, not a curated record. Gene Ontology annotation, cellular component: actomyosin contractile ring. The coding region runs from base 107 to 5683 and encodes 1858 amino acids. The transcript is spliced from 7 exons.